Molecule: messenger RNA, 2280 nt
Organism: Diatraea saccharalis (sugarcane borer)
Lineage: Eukaryota; Metazoa; Arthropoda; Insecta; Lepidoptera; Crambidae
Source: the annotation of a GenBank genome assembly
GUUCGCUCUGUGAGGAGGUCGCUUUCGCUGACGGUUUCAGUGAAUGUGCUAAAAUUCUGGAUUGCAGUGUUUUUUGACAUUCAGUGAUGUUUAUUAGUACUGUUAUUGAGCAAUAUAGAAGAUAAAGAAAAUCAGCUAAUAUACUCAGAUAUCGAACCGGUGUUUGCGGACACGUAGCGCACUCUAUCGGCAUUUGGCGGAGUAAGAAGUGUGCGGGUCGCGCGGGGCAGAGCCGCCGCCCCCUUCUUCAGUUCUCCUGCGAUACCGAGAAGGUUGGACGUAUUGCUGCGUUCCGCAAAAAAAGAUCGCUCGCGCGGCAACUUUGACAGUGACAGUGUUCGAAAAGUGUGCCGUGUCAAAUAAUGUGUACUGGAUUGCAGUGCUUAUACAAUCGGAUGCAGUGAUUAUUGGAUUACACUUAUUGGAUUGCAGUGUUUUCUUGGAUUUUGUGUAUAACUCAAACCUUCCAAACUGGGGAUGCAUAAGAUGGAGUUGGGUGACAGCGUAUACGCCGCCGAGCGUAUAAUGAAGAAAAGAAUUAGAAAGAACAAAGUGGAGUACUACGUGAAAUGGAAAGGGUGGAAGCCGAAACACAACACCUGGGAACCGGAGGAGAACAUACUCGACCCGCGGUUGAUCCAAAGCUUCGAGAGAGGAGAGGAAAUGAGGCGACAAGGCCGGAAGCGGGAACGGGAACAUUCACCCGUGGAACGUGCCCGCAGCGGCUCCGAGGAACGCCAUCCGCCUCCCGGCAAGCGCAAGGCCGAGGUGCUCUCUCGGGAAUCAGGGAAGAUCGGGGUUACUAUAACGAUGAGUCCUCCUGCCAAACGUCACGACUCCAGCAAACUGAACGGAGUGAGGACUCCUCAUGCCGCACAACCCCCGCCACCCGCGGCGCCCCCGGGAGGAGCUGCUGCGCCGGCGUCGCCCGCCGCGGAGGCCGCUGCACCGAGAACGGGACCGAGACGGGCGCCACACUCCCCCGAGGAAGCCGACCCUCACGUACCUCCCGAACGAGAAAGACGUACGGACUCGCAGCCGACAGCGUCUGCACCAGCUGAACCUAAAGGUGCUCGACCACCGCCCCCUGCGCCGCAACCCGAAGACGAGGAUUCCUGGGGCGAAGCACCCGUUAUCCCACCUGCACCUGCACCACCGCAACCACCCCGCCGCAGCGCCGCCUACUGGAUGGCGCGCUCACCCGUCGCUGACCAAAUCUUUAUCACGGACGUCACUGUCAACCUCCAAACGGUUACCAUUAGAGAAUGCCGUACCGAAAAGGGCUUCUUCAGAUCUCGAGGGCCCCGGCCACAUGAUAUCACGUAAGAUAAGGGUUUUAUUGUGAAGAUGGUGUACAGUUGUAGAUAGCUAGAACUUUAUAUUUAUUUUAGUUGAGUUUCUCGGUGAUGUGUCAAGACUUUGCACAUGGGAAAAUGAAUUCCUUAACUUUAGGCCUAAAUGAAAUCUAUGCAAUGUGGUUUUGAGUACUGGAUAGUGUCUUAAUAACCAUCUUGUAGAUGCAGAACUUUAAUCCUAAUAAAACAAAUUUUAUGGUCAAUUGUUAAAAGUAACAUAGGUACCCUUUUUAUGUUGAAAAUACUUUAAAGAAUAUUAUAUUAUUUGGUACAUUUUUAAACAAGUACUAUUCAUUACCUAAGUAUAUUUUUGUAUCAAAUAGAGUUAUGAAUAUUAAAUAAGCUAUAGUCAAGGAUUUUAUGGAUCUUGGUUAUUUUGUGACUAAAUAUUAAUACAGAUUUCCUAGAUGCACCGCAAAAGAUAAUUCUAGACCUAAUGCACUGGUAACUAGGUGCAUACAAAUGCAUUAAUAUUUUUAUAUGUCCAUAUUUAUUCCUCGUUAUAUCAUUAUUACCUAAAAGUUUACCUGUAUAACUACUGGUCUCACUCAUUGAGAUUUUGCAGCACUAAAGGUAGCCACGAGAUAUUUCCACAUAAACAAACGUGUAUGAUUUAUAAAUGCAAAAAUUUUUGUAAGGAAUUUGUGAAACAAGAAACAAGUUCUGAAAGCAAAUUUACAUUACCUAUGGCUCUUAGCUUAGGAUUUUACCACGACCCAAUUGGCAACUUGAGGAUUAUAAUAUAAAUUAUAAAAUAUAUUUGAAAUGCUAACGUAUAUGUGAUCACUAACUACUUAGUUGGUAUUUAUUGUUUUGAAAAAAAUUGUUUGUAUUUUUUUUUACAAAAUUUACAAUGAGUAGCUUACAAGAACCAAAACGUUAGGCAGUUAUGACGGAGCACCGUGAGACGUCACAUUUCAAUAAG